UCAUGUCGCAGUACACUCUGCCAGUUCACCUGCAGAUCCUGCUGGCCGUGGGUCUGGCUGUCUUCUGCUACUGUCUGGUCCUAGGCUGCAUCCUCUGCUGUCGCAGAAAGAAGAAGAGUGUUUCCUCAGAGGACAAGGAGGCGGUCUAUUUGUCUCCCCACCGUGCUGAGAGGGUGACUGUCACGUUGACUCCGUCUCCGUGCACGCAGCCUGUCAAGCAGCAGUAUGAGGAGCUGGAUGGGGAUGUGUUGGAGUUUCCGUCCUCUAAAAGUAGCUCCUCUCCCUCAGAGGAUGACCUCCCCGCCCUGCCCUUUGACUCCAGCCCCAACAGAUCAGCUGAACAAUCUCCUGGCUCUUCCUUUUCAAUGCGUCGCCUCAGCACCCCAGCGGUCCCCUGCUCACCCGGUAAACGCUCCAGUCAUGGCAGAGCUUCCCUGCCCUCCCUCACUAAGCUCAGUCUGGUGUCAAAGUCCCGUCGGUCGGUGGGUCGACGAAGCACUGUGAGCGGGGCAAGUUUUCUGUACAAUGAGAACAGUCAGCUAACCACAAGUGCUGUUGGAGCCUCUGGCCAGCAGGGGGAGCCUUCUCAAUCACAAUAUGGUUCUAACUCCCUCUCCAUCCCCUCCAAAUCAGCUCCUCUCUUGCACUUCUCCCUGCUCUUCUCCUCUGCUUGUGGAACACUUGUGGUCAACAUCCUGGGACUCUCAGGGGCCAGUCGGAGGCGCAGUGGGGUCUUUGUCCGGGCCAGCCUUCCUCCCCUCUGCCCCUCACCUCAGCAGGUGGCUUCUCGACGGCGCAGCCUCAGCCCGGACCUGCACAGCCAGAGCUUUGUGCUGCAGGUGGGCUCCGUGGACGAGCUGCGUACCUGCACCCUGAGGCUGGCGGUGUACAGCAGAGACUUCUCAGGCCUGAGAGAGGCUGCACUGGGUGUUGUGGAGCUGCCCUGUGAACACGUGGAGUGGGAGCCUGAUAGCACCACCACCUACACCAGGCAGCUCGUCCCCACGAAAAGCAAGCUAAAGAAGAGUGUGAGUUCUCAGGAGGCGCUGGGUCAAAGGAAAGGCUCAGUAUGUGUGCCGCGGGCUCUGGGCCAGCUCUUUAUCCUGCUGCAGUACCAGUCCCUGGCAAACCGCAUAAAGGUGAUGGUUCGAAAGGCCGAGAAUCUGGCCAAGCUCACAAGGAUACCAGGAACUCCAGAUCAUUAUGUUGUCAUCAACUUGCGCCAGGAUAGGAAAGUCAUCGGGACCAAGGAGACUAAAGGGGCAAGUGGUCCAAACCCGGUGUGGAACGCUCCCUUCCUGUUUGACCUUCCCCCUGGUGACAUCACUCAGCUACCAUUGGCCCUGGAGUUUAUUGUCAUGCAGGGUCGUCUCUACACUAAGAGCAGUAUUCUGGGCCGCGUGCUGAUUGGUGGAGAUGUUUCAGAGGCGGGACAGGGACACUGGAAGGAAAUGUGCAGUCGAGGGCAAACAGAGACGGCUCGCUGGCACAACAUCCAAUCAGACUGA
This is a messenger RNA of Cheilinus undulatus (humphead wrasse), 1508 nucleotides long. Its product is annotated as synaptotagmin-4. Gene Ontology annotation, molecular function: SNARE binding; calcium ion binding; phosphatidylserine binding. Lineage: Eukaryota; Metazoa; Chordata; Actinopteri; Labriformes; Labridae. The record is from RefSeq and is a predicted model, not a curated record. Bases 3 to 1508 code for a protein of 501 amino acids. Gene Ontology annotation, cellular component: synapse; axon. The transcript is spliced from 5 exons. Gene Ontology annotation, biological process: vesicle fusion; regulation of dopamine secretion; calcium-ion regulated exocytosis.